AUGAUAGAAAUACAGAACGAAAGAAAGAAUGAAAGGAAAAACGAACGUACACUGGGUCCCAUACAUGGUAUGACCAUACCCACUCAAGGUUCAGACACGCCCACACUUGGUCCUGUCUCUGGUAUGACCAUAUCCACUCAAGGUUCAGGCACGCCCACACUGGGUCCAGUUUCUGGUAUGACCAUAUCCACUCAAGGUUCAAGCGCGCCCACACUGGGUCCAGUUUCUGGUAUGACCAUAUCCACUCAAGGUUCAGGCACGCCCACACUGGGUCCAGUUUCUGGUAUGACCAUAUCCACUCAAGGUUCAAGCACGCCCACACUGGGUCCAGUUUCUGGUAUGACCAUAUCCACUCAAGGUUCAGGCACGCUCACACUGGGUCCGGUCUCUGGUAUGACUAUACCCACUCAUGGUUCAGGCACACCCACAUUGGGUCCGGUCUCUAGUAUGACUAUACCCACUCAAGGUUCAGGCACGCUCACACUGGGUCCGGUCUCUGGCAUGACCAUACUCACUCAUGGUUCAGACACGCCCACAUUGGGUCCGGUCUCUAGUAUGACUAUACCCACUCAAGGUUCAGGCACGCUCACACUGGGUCCGUUCUCGGUAUUGGCCGAUCUCAAUAAUGUAGCGUUGAACAAACCUGCCUCCCAGAAUUCUCACUAUGAAUACAACAAAACACCUCCAUCAAAUGGUGUUGACGGGAAUUACCCUGAUAACGUGUAUGACGUGACAAUGUGUAUACUCACUGAUGUGUUUCAAGAUAACUCUUGGUGGGAAGUGGAUCUGGGAAAACCACAUUACAUAUACGACGUGACUGUACACUUCAGGAUGGAUUACCCAUAUCGCAGGAAUGGUGUUCAUGUGUACAGUUCUUUAUACCGGAACCAGAUUAACACGGGUCAUCUGUGUGGUGCAGCCACGGUAAAUAGCCCGAAUGUAACACGUAUUACCUGCGACACCACGGUUCAGUACAUCACACUGUACCAGGGGACAGACAACACUGACUUAGAUACAAAAUAUCAAUCCGCUGGAACGGCAAUGGAUUUUUGUGAAGUGGAAGUGUUCAUUUGUGACGCUGGUACGUUUGGAGGUAACUGCACCGAGUUCUGCCACUGUCAAGGUCAACCGUGUAACUAUGUAACUGGAGAAUGCGUGGGUGGAUGUAAACAAAACUGGACUGGAACCCAAUGUAGUGUGUGUGAUUCUGACCACUAUGGUUCACUGUGCAAUGCUAGUUGUUCCAACAGACACUGUGAUCAGACUAACGGAAUAUCCAGGUGUGACAACACAGAUGGACAGUGUAACAAUGGAUGUGAAACAGGUUGGACUGGAACAUCUUGUACACAGAAAUGCCCAGUUGAUCGAUAUGGUCAUGGAUGCAACCAGCUCUGCAGUGAAAGACAUUGUCUUGGAGAGACCUCAUGUAAUCACGUAACUGGAGAGUGUGAUCAUGGCUGCGAUCGUGGAUACAUAUUAUCAGAUUGUACUAAGGCAUGUCCUCCUGGUACGUUUGGAUCUGGGUGUACGUUAAGAUGUCGUGAACGACACUGUGAUGAAGACAGUACAACAUGUGAUGCUCAAAGUGGAACAUGUAAAAAUGGCUGUACGCCAGGAUGGAAGAAACCAAGUUGUAUGGAACCAUGUGACACUGGUCUGUAUGGCGCCAAUUGUGGGUUUACCUGCACAAGAAGACACUGUCUGAAUAAAGCCGCGAGCUGUAAUCACGUGACUGGUUCGUGUGGAGGAGAGUGUGAACAAUCGUGGAUGGGAGUCGACUGUACUGAGAUCAGUCAGAAGGACAGUGGAUCGACUAAUGUUCCAAUGGCCGCAGCGUUAGGAAUAGUCUCCAUCAUGCUGGUUGCAGUUUCUGGGGCCUUCUUCUGGUAUGUUAGACGUCACAGGCCACCGUUAAGAUCUGCAGCUAAAGAAAACAUUGAUGUAGCAAAUGAAGAUGGCAGACACUAUGAAAUCGUGGACAGACAGACUGGUCAAGAACGAGACAUGGCAAGAAAUGAUGUUCCACAGCGCCCCCUAGGUGACAUUCAUCAGAGUGGUAACGUCAAUGCAGGACAAGAUAUUCAGCUGAACGAAUAUGAACAUCUUGAUCCAUUACAAUCACCACAGAAUGUCUACGAUAAAAUAACUGGAAUGUAAAGACAUUCGCCACACCGACAACUGAAGGAUAACUAAUUCGAGGAGAACAUAUUAUUACAUAAUUUUGUUUUAAUUGAUAGUUGUUGAAAUGCUUUGUUCCUUAUGACAUUUUUGUUGUUGUUCACAAACAAAAGACGUUUGCUUUGUACAAAAAAAUAUCUUUAAAAUUACAAAGUCAAACACUGUUGUAUCAGAAAUUUCUAAACACACACUCUCUUCCAGUAAUAAACUUUUUUCUCCAGUUAAGACAUUUGUAUCGACAUAGAUGUUUCUUAGAUGGAAACAUUUCAUAUAUGUAACAGCAGUAGCUGCUGUCAUAUGACAUGGGUUCAUUCAUAAUAAUAGGUUUAUGAACAUAUAUGAUUAAUUUAAAAUGGGGAAUCUCGACAACACCAAACCUCCCUAGUCAUGUUUCUUCGUCAUCUUCUCUGUAAGAUAGAAUGUAUUGUUCUCUUUGAAGAACCAUUUCCAGGUAGUACUAACUCCGUUCAUAAUGCUCACUUUGUGAUCCCCAUCACAAAUUUUAAACAAAAGUUCAUCAUUAUACAUGUGUUCAAGACCUCACCAGUCACAACUUGGAUUGUGGUUAAUUUGCGGUGCAGUAUCUUUUAUUGAGUAUAUACCUUUAUUUUUGACGAGGUGAAAUUGGAACUGACUAUUGUCUUGGAAGUAGCUCACAGUAUGAACAAGGGUGAAAGGAACAAUCCUCAGUGUGUAGUCAUUUGAAAUAUAUAUUCAGCAAAUACAAUAAUUUUAAAUUAUUAAAAUUGAAAUUUAUUUAUGUUCUUACUAAGAAUAUAAAUAUCUCUAACACCAAUGCAUUUCUGAUAUCAUAAUCCGUUGUAGCACAUGUAUCUCAAUAGAAAUUUUUAUCUAAAAUAAUUUUGUACAUAAGUGUAUUAUGUCUUGCAAAAAGUCUAUACAAAAUAUGACAUAAUUCAGUCAAAGGUAAAACCAAAUGUGUUUAUCAAUACAAUGCUUUAAAUUUCUAACAUAAGGUAAGAUAGUGUUUGUUUUGGUGGGGUGUUUUUUAAUACAUAUUAAGGAAAAAGCAGGUUGCGUGUUUACAUGGUUGGAGGGGGACAAACGGAAGUCUUGUUUGGACCGAAACCUCUGUAUAAUCCCUUAAAGUACUAAAUAUUUAUGGAUAAAACAGUGAAACAGUAUUUCAUUCUAAACAUGCUAAUGAAGACUUUUCCUGAUGCUAGUUUCCUAUCAACUCUCAAAUUCGAAUCACAUAACUUCAAGACUGAUUGAUAUAUUUUUUAUCUUUAUUUUGACGUCUGCUAAGAUAAUUACAAAGGACAUGUUUAUACGCCUUCACAUUUCCUGCUCACUUAAACAAUUAUAAUUGUGUGUGACGGACGUUACACUAACCGAGCACAUUGCUUCAAAUCCUAAUUUGUGGAAACGUUCUUUCAUAAAAUAUUUUAAAAGCUCAUAUUUUGUAAAGUGAUGUAUCGACAUUAUAAGAUGAGUAACAUUAAGUGUCAAAAUUAGUUUGGUGUAAGGGGUUUGAUUUAGCUUUGAAAUUAUGUUAUAUGUUUUGAUAUCUGAACCAUUAGGAAAAGCUUAUUUGUGAAUACAACUGGAUUUUUUUUUUCUGAAAAUUGGGCGUCUUAAUUAAUUUUGACCCUUUGUAUAAUGAAAUUUUAUUUUUCCUGUAAUAUCUCUUGAGCUAUGGAAUUACCCUAUUUAUUGUGUGAUUUGUACCUGUACUUACCAAUACUAUGUCCAAUAAUGGACGUUUCUCUGUACAUGUUUUCACAUUGUGAGUUUUAUAUUUUUGUGUAGGUUUGGUAUAUAUUGUUCAUCACAAUUGUAUAUAUAGAUGCAAUAACGUACCAAGUUUUAUUGAUCUAGGAAUUGUAUUUUUUUGACAAAUGAGCUAAACUCGAAAUCUUAACUUUGGUGCUAAAUGCAAACGUUGAUGCCGUCGCUUUCGUCAGAAAAGUAACACAGAAUGUCGCCCUUUGACUUGGUCAAAAUGAGACAAAACGUAAGAGGUUCCUGCAAUAGUGUUUCAUUUCGUAUCAAAAGUCUUCUCUCUAGUGUCAUAAUAGUUUUCACACGCAGGAUGCCAAUUUACAAUUAUUAUAAUUUAACGCACAGUUACCCAUGCAUAAGCAUUGUAAACUGUCGUUAGUCAUUUAAAGAUAAAAUAGUACACUUCCACAUCAUAAUGAAUUGAUCUGAAUUUUCUCAAUACUUAGUUUAAUGGAAGUGAGUUUGUUUUAGGUGCCAUGGUUCUUGAGAUACCUGUACAUGCAUCUCUGUAGCUGGACCCAUUCGAAUUUUGAGGCCAUUUUAAUAAUACUGUAUUGAUUGUCAAUGGACAUGGCUAGAUAUUGGUGUUAAAGUAAUAUGUAAUAGCACGAAAGCUAUUGAAUGCGAAUCCAAUAUUCUAGUAAAUUGUGGAAGAUCUAUUUGCUAUUUAUCUUGUUGUUGUGGUUAAUUUUUGUCUGCUGUUGUUUUGUGCUGUUUUUUUUUUCUUUUCAUUUGUUUGCUUUUACCAUCGUCGAUAUUGGAAUUGGGAGGGAGUUAUUCUUUAAAGAUGUUUCGGCAAGGGUCACGAGUGAAAUGUUCAUUUUCGACAUCUACCUGUCAAAUGCUAUUUUCUAGCAUCUGCAGAACAAAAACAAUUAAUUAAUUUAGAUGGCAAUGAUGGUUGUUCUAUAGCUAGUUUAUUCAUUAUAUAUAUAUAUAUAUAUACCAUUUACCAUUCUUUUGAAGAAUAGUCUACAUCAUGAAAAUGAUUUCUUGAUCCUUUCUUGCAUAUUUGAAUUACAUAAAUAAAAACAAAAGUGAAAACUG
This is a messenger RNA of Gigantopelta aegis, 4971 nucleotides long. RefSeq lists its product as uncharacterized. Gene Ontology annotation, molecular function: scavenger receptor activity. The record is from RefSeq and is a predicted model, not a curated record. NCBI's taxonomy places the organism in Eukaryota, Metazoa, Mollusca, Gastropoda, Neomphalida, Peltospiridae. The transcript has 10 exons. Bases 1 to 2157 code for a protein of 718 amino acids.